AUCUCGUUCGUAACGGUUGUUUUUAUUGUAAGUUUUGCUUGCGGUCGGUGUUGCAUUGUCUUGUGACGGUUAUGCGUGACCCAAGCGAGUACGAGCGUAUAUUGUAUUCAGUUCUCUCGCGUUACACACACUUCUGUUGUAAAUAGUUGAAAGGUGUGCUGGUUCGUUCCGUGGGCUCUCGUGUAUCAUUUGUGCGGUGUUAUGGUUGUGUAGCCGAGAUUUCGAAUCUGCCGCCGCCUUGCUGCUGGUUCGGUUUUCGUUUACAUGCAGCCUAUAGUGUAGAGUAUAGAGCUGUGCUGAAUUGGCAGUGCGUGUGGCUUAGCCAAGUGUUUAAAGGUUGCAUUAUUUGCUAUUUCCAGUGUUGAAUGUCAAUUCGUUCAUCGGAGGUGCGUUAUGUGAAACCAUUACUUCGGAAGAGCAGUGUAAAUCAUUAACCCCACAGUGACCCCACUCAGAAUUUGAACCCAAGAAGUUGGAUUAAUUAAGAUUGAUACCGAAAGGGAGUUUCCCUCACAUACCUAGUGAAGCGUGGAUUAUUCGACUCUAGAGGAGAAUCACACCAAUACAGACAGAUAGCUGUGCCAAAUCGGCACUGCAUCAGCAUGGCCCACCGGCGGUGUCUGACCUGUUCGGGUGUGCUAUCGCUGUUACUGUUACCCCUGGUCGCAUGGGCACAGCAGACCAGCCCUACUGAUACCACCCGGUACAACCCACUCGAUCCGUUCAACCGACAACGCUUCACUCCGGCUACCUCAGGAAGUGUACAACCUCAGGGAGGCACACCGGCAUCCGGUUUUCCUACCGAUCCCCGAAACCCCAACUAUAACCGAGACUACUACGGAACGGGAAACGUAGAAACGAACAGUAUUGAUAAUCGGUUCGAGGCAAACCGCGACCGUGACCGCAACCGGGAUGUUCUAUUUCAAACCAGCACCACGCGCGACUUCAACGUAAAUCGUUUUCCCACGACACCUCGGUCACGAACCAGUUUCAAUGCAGGCGUUAGUCGAAACUCUUUCUUGGAUAGCGUAGUCAACGCAAUGAAUAAAGAGAUCACUUACUUCGUGGUAGCUUCGCGGAUGGUUCGGCCGGGCCAGAUUUACAAAGUAUCCGUGAUUCUGCUGGAGACGCAACAUCCCCUCACAGUUCGGGCGAGUAUCUCUCGUGAUGGUGUUGAGCUUAGCAGUGAGCUGAAGUUGGUACGGGUUGGAACACCGGAAACGUUAUUGAUGCGAGUUCCGCCAACCAGUGUGGUUGGUGAUUACAAGCUACGGGUGGAAGGAUCCUAUGAGAACACCUUUGGCGGUUACGUAUUUGCAAACGAAACGAAACUUACCUUUUCACAGCGAUCAAUGACGAUAUUUGUACAGAUGGACAAACCGGUUUACAUGCAGGGUGAAAUGGUACGGUUCCGAACGAUUCCCAUCACAACAGAGCUGAAAGGAUUCGACAACGCAGUUGACGUUUACAUGCUGGAUCCAAGUGGUCACAUUAUGAGACGUUGGUUGUCCCGUCAGUCCAAUCUUGGAUCGGUCAGCUUGGAAUAUAAACUAUCCGAUCAACCAAUAUUUGGUGAAUGGAAAAUCCGGGUUAUCGCUCAAGGUCAAACGGAGGAGGCAACGUUUACCGUGGAAGAGUACUAUCAGACGCGCUUUGAGGUGAAUGUCACCAUGCGUGCUUUCUUCUUCCAAACCGAUCCGUUUAUUUACGGUAAAAUCAUGGCGAAUUUUACCAACGGAACACCCGUUAAGGGAAACCUGACAUUGAAAGCCACCAUCAGACCGAUUGGUUGGAUGAAUCCGAAAGCAAUCAACCAUAUGAGUCGCGUUUGGAACACGGGAAAUCGCAGGGAGCUGGACCCGAGUGUGCCCUAUUAUUUGCAAAACACCGAUCCCGAUUUAUACAAUGCACAAACUUCGUACAUUAGUCAGCUGGGACAGGAAAAUCAGAACUACGAUCAAAAAUACCAACAAAACACUGGCUUCCAAGACUCGUACAUCAUUGAGAGGCACUAUAACUUUGACGAAGAGUGGCCAUUUUGGGUGAAGAAGCCUGUAGAUACGGACGCCCAGUGGGACUCUUGGACCAAUACUUACCGAGAAAGUUUACCAUAUCUGCGGUACUUCAAUGGAACGUACAAUUUUCGCUAUCCAAUGUCCGAAUUAGCUCAGUUAUUCCCGAGCAAUAUGGCCGGCAUGGAAGUUCUGAUAACGGCGAGAGUCGGAGAGCGGUUCUACGACGAAGUUAUCGAAGGCUACGCCAUGGCGCGGGUUUACAAUUCCUCUAUCAGAAUUGCCUUCCUAGGAAGUUCGCCUCAGGUGUUCAAACCGUCGAUGCCGUUCACGGUGUACUUGAUUGCAGAAUACCACGAUGGGUCACCUCUACCGAUCAAUCCGUUCUACCCGGGUCGAAUGGAAGUCUCUGGCUCGAUUGACAGUCGCUCCGGUGGUGGUCGAAAUAGCUACGAAGUGCGUCAGCUUCAAAUGUCCGACAAACCUGGCGUAUGGGAGUUGAAGAUCGAUCUGCGGAACGAUUUGAAUCUGGAUUCUAACAAACAAUCCAAUGAUUUUUUGAACGAAAUCCAAUCGAUGCGUCUCUCAGCGACCUAUAUGGAUCCAACUGGGGAACGGGCCUCUACGGAACUGCUUCUGCUGUCACACUUCUCACCAAAUAAUCAAAACAUCAAAGUUUCAACCAGCACUAUUGACGCCAAGGUUGGCGAAUAUAUUAUUUUCCAUGUGCAAAGUAACUUUUAUACCAAGGAUUUCCACUACAUUGUGAUGUCCAAGGGAAUCGUUUUGGUUACUGGGCAGGAGAUCUUGUCCGGAGGCGUCCGAACGAUGUCGGUGACGUUGAGCGCAGAGAUGGCCCCGGUUGCCACGAUUGUGGUGUGGCACAUUGGACGGUACGGUAAAGUGAUCGCGGAUAGUUUGACUUUCCCGGUGAAUGGAAUUUCGAGGAAUAAUUUUACGGUGUUUAUCAAUAAUCGAAAGGCGCGAACGGGUGAGAAAGUGGAAGUCGCAAUUUACGGUGAGGCUGGAUCCUACGUGGGACUGUCCGGUAUCGAUUCGGCCUUCUACACGAUGCAGGCUGGCAAUGAGCUUACCUACGCUCAUGUCAUCACCAAAAUGGCAUCAUACGACGAGCAGACGAAUGGCACAUUUAAACAGACCUGGAUUUCGCACGAAGGGGACCCGGAUGAGCUGGUGUACUAUCCUAGUUCAACAUUCGGAAUCGAUGCGAAUCGAACGUUUGAAUUUGCCGGACUGGUGGUGUUUACCGAUGGUGUUAUUCCGAUGCGUCCGUUGGCGUGUGAUGGUUCUCUGAACUAUAGUGAAUGCUUGAAUGGAAGGUGUUACCGUAGCGAUAAACGGUGCGAUGGAUAUUUCGAUUGUGAGGAUGGUACCGAUGAAGCUGGUUGCGACGCCCGAAAUACUACCGCGUUGGCAGAGUUCCGAAAGUAUCGUUUUAAUAGAAUCUUCCGCCACUAUCAGAACGUUUGGCUUUGGAAAGACAUCAAUAUUGGACCGCACGGUAGGUUUAUCUUUAAUCUAGAAGUUCCGCAAAUUCCGGCUCUCUGGAUGGUGUCGGCUUUCGGCGUUAGUGCGACCCGUGGAUUUGGUAUGGUGAAAAAGCCGAUUGAAUACGUUGGAAUACAGCCAUUCUUUAUCAACCUCGAAAUGCCCACGGUUUGUCGGCAGGGAGAGCAGGUCGGUAUUCGUGUCGCAGUGUUUAACUAUCAAACAGUCGAUAUCGAAGCCACUGUGGUUUUGCACAGUUCACCCGAUUACCAGUUUGUGCAUGUGGAGGAAGAUGGCAUUGUAAGAUCGUACAACCCUAAAACGUCGUUUGGAGAACAUCAGUUCUACAUCUAUCUAUUGGCUCAGGAUUCCACCAACGUUUACCUGCCGAUUGUUCCUACCCGACUCGGCGAAAUUGAAGUGACAAUACACGCGUCAACCCUGCUUGGGGCUUAUCAGUUAAGCCGAAAGAUUAAAGUGGAAGCUGACGGUCUUCCGCAGUACCGCCAUCAGUCAACGUUGCUUGAUCUUAGUAACCGCGCGUACUUCUUCCAGUACAUGCAUGUCAACGUAACCGAAACACCGAUUAUUCCGUACGAAAUCGAACGUUACUACGUAUUCGGUUCCAACAAGGCUCAAAUUUCGAUCGUAGGAGAUCUUGUCGGUGCAAUUUUCCCAACUAUGCCCGUGAAUGCAACGUCGCUGCUGUCUCUGCCAAUGGAUUCGGCUGAGCAAAAUAUGUUCAGUUUCGCAGCUAACUUUUACACGAUCCAAUAUAUGCGUGCGAUUAAACAGCGUAACAAGAAAACAGAGAAACUUGCCUUCCACUACAUGAACAUCGGCUAUCAAAAACAACUCAGCUACCUGAUGCCGGACGGAUCGUUCUCUCUAUUCCGUGCCGAUUGGAACCAAUCGGCCUCAUCGGUGUGGCUUACCGCCUAUUGUGCCCGCAUUUUUGCCGAAGCAUCUUUCUACGAGUACGAAAAUUUCAUUUACAUCGAUCCGAUCGUAGUCCAGAAAAACGUUCACUUCCUGUUGCAACACCAGAAAGAGGAUGGAUCUUUCUGGGAGGUCACCUGGCUGCCAGAUCGAAAGGUCAACCAAUCGUCGGAAAAUCCGCGCAACGAAAUCGUCCGUACGAAAAACAUCACUCUCACGGCACAGGUGUUGAUAACGUUGUCAUCGGUGAAAGAUCUUUCUGGGGUACUGGGUUCGAAAGUGGCAUUGGCAGAGCAAAAGGCAUCUCGAUUUAUUGAGCGGAAUCUUGGUCUAAUAAAAGACUACGGUUCGCCGUACGAAAUCUCGGUGAUCAGCUACGCACUGGCAAAGGCGAAAGCACCCCAGGCCGAGCAUGCAUUCAAAAUUCUAGCUAGUCGGAUGAGAACAAUAGCCGACCUUGCCUACUGGGGUAACGACGAGGUGCCGCAGCCACCGAGUAAGUUGGAAAAUCAGAAAUACUUUAACCUACCCAGGCUGCCGUACAAGUACGAUGCUAUGAACAUCGAGACAACGGCGUACGCUUUGAUGACGUACGUAUCGCGACAGGAAACGUUUACCGUUCUACCGAUUGUGCGAUGGCUGAAUUCGCAACGUCUCACGGACGGUGGUUGGGCUUCCAGUCAGGAUACCGGAAUCGCCAUGAAAGCUCUCGGCGAAUACAGCACCAGGAAUCGAGUCGCGGAUGUGACUUCUCUUACGCUUACGGUGGAGGCCACUUCGCUACCGGGACAGUCGAAGGUGUUAAACAUCGGAAGACACAACCUGGCCGCCACUCAAAGUAUAGAGAUCCCGAAUGCCUGGGGUACUGUCAAAGUCCAAGCGAAGGGUGUUGGUUACGCAAUUCUUCAAAUGCAUGUGGAGUACUCCGUUGAUUCUCCGAAGUUCCAAACCAGUCCACCAGUGCCAGCGUUCGAUCUAACCACUCGGACCAUCUUCCACGGUAGGAAUCAGUCGCAUAUCAGCUACGUCAUCUGUCAGAGAUGGACCAACACACAGGAAUCUAUUCGCUCCGGAAUGGCUGUGUUGGAUGUUGCCGUUCCAACUGGGUACAUGAUCCAGCAGCAGAAAUUGGAUCGAUACAUUCUUAGUAGAAGGGUGCGCAACCUUCAACGCGCUCGUUACCAAGAGCGAAAAGUAUUGUUCUACUUUGAUUACCUGGACCACGAUUACGUGUGCGUGAAUUUCACUCUCGAGCGUUGGAUGCCGGUGGCAAAUAUGUCUCGAUACUUACCGAUUCGAGUCUAUGACUAUCACGCACCUGAACGUUUCAACGAAACCAUUUUCGAUUCCCUGCAAACCUACCUCCUUAACAUCUGUGAAGUGUGCGGCAGCUCUCAGUGUCCGUACUGUUCGAUUUAUAAUGCCGCAGUCCGAAAUCCGGUUUCGGUGGCGCUGCUUCUGGUGGUCAGUGCUUUAGCCGUAGCUCGCCACUAUCGAAUAACGAAUCCUAACAGUUGGAUCUUCUGGAACGAUUAACCGAUGAGCGCAUUCAGAGUCAACCAGAAUGCUACUGGAGUCCUGCCACGUAAUGAGUUUGACGUGUAAAUAAUCGAUAAUUUGCGAAACCAAGAAUCUCCACUUCAGAGAACAGCAUGCGCGAGUAUAAUGUGCAAAUAAGUUUUUGUUUUACCCAAGACACGUGGAACGGAUUUUAUAGUAUUAUUCAUAACGUAACACUCAGAUCAUACUUUGUACAACUCUGUCGCAUGAUUCCAUCCAAAGCAUUUUCCGUUGUCCCGAGUUGGACAACUCAACCGAAAUGCAUUUUCAUUUGCCGCGCUAGAGAAAAACAAUCGUUGAGUGCUAGAAGCUGACAAACGGAGAACUAUGAAGUAGUAGUUAUUGUUUUAUCUUUUGUAAUCUUCCGUUUAGUACGAAUUGUAUUCGUUCCGUAGGUUUUAUAGGUUUAAUCUCACGCAACCGAAAUCUUCAGGCCGUCCAAAUUAUCUGGUCAUAAGUUUGUAUAAUUUUAAGUCACCUUUUUUUUUUAAUUUUAAUCAGACGAACGAAACCCAUCCAUGAAUGAAACUUAACUUUAUGAAUAAUUAAUAAUGGCAAUCUGUAGUGUUUAGCAUGUCACCUGAGUCAUGACGCAUCAUCAUCGUACUGUAGACUCUAACCCGUGUUUGUGAUCAGAUUUAUGUAGCCUUCCGCUAGAGGAGGCAUUUAGGCAAAUAUUAACACAAAUGGACGAUACAAAUUGCCAAGUGCCUUAAAAGCCAUGAUCAACAAGCGAACCUCAGUUUGAGUGCCGGUUAUAAUAACAAGCGUUCAAUUGCAAGAAAUAGAAAAGUUGUAUUUUUUUAUGAACAUAAAAUUACUGUAGAAAAAAUGCAGCAUGGCAAGAUGUUACCGUCUUACAAGUGCUGUAAAAGGGGAACUAUUUCUAAAUAAAUUUUCAAAACAAUUAAUUUUCAUGUUUUGGGGUGUUUGUUCAAAACACAUUGAACGAUUUUCUUA
Wyeomyia smithii (pitcher-plant mosquito) is the source of this 6980-nucleotide messenger RNA. RefSeq names its product CD109 antigen (gene Mcr). Lineage: Eukaryota; Metazoa; Arthropoda; Insecta; Diptera; Culicidae. Gene Ontology annotation, molecular function: protein binding; endopeptidase inhibitor activity. The transcript is spliced from 8 exons. The coding region runs from base 603 to 5996 and encodes 1797 amino acids. Gene Ontology annotation, cellular component: extracellular region. The record is from RefSeq and is a predicted model, not a curated record.